CCAAGCCUGGCGGUAGCGAGAACCGUGGAGCGGCCUGCUGGGCGCUGCUCCUUGCUCGGGAGGCUGUAGGGAAGCGGAGAGGUCGCCAUUCCGUGGCCAAGAUGUCGUACAUGCUCCCGCAUCUCCACAAUGGCUGGCAGGUGGACCAGGCCAUCCUUUCGGAGGAGGACCGCGUGGUAGUCAACCGGUUUGGGCAUGACUGGGAUCCCACAUGCAUGAAAAUGGAUGAAGUUCUCUACAGCAUAGCUGAAAAGGUUAAAAAUUUUGCAGUUAUUUAUCUUGUGGAUAUCACGGAAGUCCCUGACUUCAACAAAAUGUACGAGUUAUACGACCCUUGUACAGUCAUGUUUUUCUUCAGGAACAAGCACAUCAUGAUCGACUUGGGCACUGGCAACAACAACAAGAUUAACUGGGCCAUGGAGGACAAGCAGGAGAUGAUAGACAUCAUAGAGACCGUGUACCGAGGGGCACGCAAAGGCCGGGGGCUGGUUGUGUCUCCAAAGGACUACUCCACCAAGUACAGAUACUGAGCCCUGGUGCCUCGCCACCUGGAGACUAUUGAGAGCCUUGGGAAGUUGCUGGAGGGCGUGGGCAGCGCAAGGAGCUGAGUAACCUUAAAUUCUCAGUCUGCCUGUGUGCUGUAUUUUUAUAUUGGCAAAUAUUUGUAAAUACCUAACUGAAGUAAAUAAAAUACGAGGUUAUGCUU
Echinops telfairi (small Madagascar hedgehog) is the source of this 706-nucleotide messenger RNA. It is a transcript of the gene TXNL4A, whose product is annotated as thioredoxin like 4A. The record is from RefSeq and is a predicted model, not a curated record. Gene Ontology annotation, biological process: mRNA splicing, via spliceosome. Gene Ontology annotation, cellular component: spliceosomal complex; U4/U6 x U5 tri-snRNP complex; U5 snRNP. NCBI's taxonomy places the organism in Eukaryota, Metazoa, Chordata, Mammalia, Afrosoricida, Tenrecidae. Bases 102 to 530 code for a protein of 142 amino acids. The transcript is spliced from 4 exons.